CUUGUGCAUUGUUGGUGCCGGCCGGCUCGUCUGGCCUGGCACUGGCAGCCGACAAAUCCUCCAUCUGCAGAGGUGAAAAACAAAGUGACCUUCCAUUUCCAUCCAACACCAAUGCAGAGAGGAGUGCUGGCUGGCUACAUGCCAACUUGCAGAGCUCAAAUCUUUUCUUUUCUUUUUUUACGACGCCCCUUUCCUCGAGUUUUCCCUCCCUUUAUAACCACCACCACCACCACCCCUCCCGCUGCCGAGCCUUUCUCCUCCUCCCAAGUCCCACGGCAGCAGCCACUAGCUAGCAAGGAAGAAGAGGCCAAGAACUAUCCUUAACUGAUCGAGAUCGGCCGGCCGAUGACGACGGGGGAGGUGGUGGAGGCGGCGGCCGUGCCGCGGGUGGUCUCGAUCCUGUCGGCGCUGCUGCAGCGGGUGGCGGAGCGCAACGACGCCGCGGCGGCGGAGGGGGCGCUGGCGGCGGCGGCGGAGGGGCGGCGGCGGCCGGUGUCGGCGUUCCAGGGGCUCACGAAGCCGGCCAUCUCCAUCGGCGGGUACCUGGAGCGCAUCUUCCGCUUCGCCAGCUGCAGCCCGUCCUGCUACGUCGUCGCAUACAUCUACCUCGACCGCUUCCUGCGCCGACGACCCGCGCUCGCCGUCGACUCCUUCAACGUCCACCGCCUCCUCAUCACCUCCGUCCUCACCGCCGUCAAGUUCGUCGACGACAUAUGCUACAACAACGCCUACUUCGCGCGUGUGGGCGGCAUCAGCCUGGUGGAGAUGAACUACCUGGAGGUGGACUUCCUCUUCGGCAUCGCCUUCGACCUCAACGUCACGCCCGCCGCCUUCGCCUCCUACUGCUCCGUGCUCCAGAGCGAGAUGGCCUACCUCGACCCGCCGGCACCCGUGGACGCCCCACGGCUGCACUGCUACUCCGCCGGAACGUCAGAUCACCACCACGACGACCCCGCCGCCGCCGCCGCCACGGCUGCCGGCUGCCACCGUCACAGUCAGCAGCAGCCGCAGCUCACCGUCUGAUCGACCGACCGGCCGAUAGAUGGAGUCGUUUCUUUUUUUUUUUUUGUCCUGGUGGUGUCAACUCGGCUUCUUCCUCCUCCUCGUCCUCCUCUUCUUCUUCUUGGUACAUAGGUGUUGGUCAUUCCUAGUGAGCUCUGGGGGGUAGUCGGUUAGGUGGAUUUUUGCCAUUGUUCGACGGAUCGUGGAUCAAUGAAAUGGAUGGAUCGGCUUGGGAUCCGAUUCGAUUUGGCCA
Molecule: messenger RNA, 1255 nt
Organism: Panicum virgatum (switchgrass)
Lineage: Eukaryota; Viridiplantae; Streptophyta; Magnoliopsida; Poales; Poaceae
Product: cyclin-P4-1-like
Exons: 2
Coding region: 346-1023 (225 amino acids)
Biological process (GO): regulation of cyclin-dependent protein serine/threonine kinase activity
Molecular function (GO): protein kinase binding
Source: RefSeq, a predicted model, not a curated record